AGGAUCUAAACACUGAAAGACGGCUGAGAAAGAUGAUUUUAUAGAAGUUACUAAUGCUGCAGGAGGAAAUCCGGACACAAAGAAGACUGAAAAUGAUGUGAUUGAUCUGAUUGAUCUUCCUGCGCUCAUUGCUGCUGUUCAUCUAAUAAAGUUCAAACUGCGUUUGGAUCCGCAUUUCCUCGUCUGCCUCGUUACUCAAGCAUAACAGAACGAUCGAACCACCCAUGGAUCCAGCAGUCCAACGUGCGAACUACCAUCUGCUCUGCUUAAAGCAAGAGGACCGCCCCAUUGAAGACCACAUCCACGAUUUCCUGAACCUGGCGAGUGUCUCAGACUUCCCGGCCUUCUUUAGGGGCAAUUUGAACGCGGCGCUGAGGGAGCGGUUGCCACAGGCAACGCACGGCUGGACGCUCUGCGACUUCCUGGAGGCGACCCUACUAGUUUGCGGCUCACAGCUCACCGUGGGCGUCGUGGAGGAGGACCCUACCCCUCCGCCCACUGUGGAGACCCUUCAGCUAUCCGGGGCCCCCCCUGUCACACCUACCCCGGUCUGCAAGCCAGAGCCCACGCCUGCCCCGGUCUGCAAGCCAGGGCCCACGCCUGCCACAGUGAGCGAGCCAGCGGCCACGCAUGUCACAGUGAGCGAGCCAGAAGCCACGCAUGUCACAGUGAGCGAGCCAGCAGCCACGCAUGUCACAGUGAGCGAGCAAGCGGCCACGUAUGUCACAGUGAGCGAGCCAGCGGCCACGUAUGUCUCAGUGAGCGAACCAGCACCUACGGCCUCUACCAUCAGCAAGCCUGAGUCGUCGUCAACCACGGCCAGCGAGCCUGAACCCACGCUGACCAGGAACAGCAUCCCAGCCUCGCCAGUCGCAUUAGCCCGGAGGAAGAGGAGAAAGGGAGUGGUCUCUGUGCUCCAGCCUCCGCCUGCCGCAGCCCCAAGCCCUAAACCCCCCUUGACUCUGCCCUCAGCGCCCGGCGAACCUAAGCCGGCACAUACCACGGUAACCCAGCCAGAGCCUGUAGCCUCAGACGUCAGUGAGCCAGUGCCGUUAGCCUCAAACGUCAAUGAGCCAGUGCCUGUAGCCUCGACCGUCCCUGAGCCAGCGCCUGUAGCCUCGACCAUCCCUGAGCUUGGUUUUGGAUAUUGGGUGCGAGAAUCCUACAGGCUUGCGGACAGAAAAAGAACUAGCGAGCAACAGUGGUAG
Molecule: messenger RNA, 1208 nt
Organism: Xyrauchen texanus (razorback sucker)
Lineage: Eukaryota; Metazoa; Chordata; Actinopteri; Cypriniformes; Catostomidae
Exons: 4
Coding region: 225-1208 (327 amino acids)
Source: RefSeq, a predicted model, not a curated record